GCCGCGCUCCCACCUGUGGCCGCCGCCGCCUCCGCUCCGCUCCGUGCCCCGGAGCGCCGCCAGGUCAGUCCCGCUCCCGCCAGACCCCCCCCGAGACACCCCCACCCACCCCCGGGCCAGGCCGGGGAGCGGCGCUGCUGCCACCGCGCGAGGGGCCGAGCGCCAGCGGGGCCAUUGUGUGGGUGCCCCCCCGGACGGGCCGAGCAGGGCCGGAGCCUCCCGGUGCGUCCCGGCCGAGCGGCCCCGGGCAGCGCCACGUGCCGCCAGCGCUUCAGGGCGAGUGCCGAGUGCGAAGGCACCGCCCGGCCCGGCCCGAGCGACGCGCGGACCCCUCGCGGCUCGGCCCCCGGCAGCGCCCGGCCCCGCGCGGCUCCCGAGGAGGCGCCGGGACAGCGGCAGCGCGGCCCGUGAGGAGCGCACGGCGAGCGCGGCGUGAGGCGCGGCUGCCCCGGAGCCCGCGGGUCCCUGCGAGGCGCCGCGGAGCGAGGAAAACUCCAAUCGGCGCUUGGGGCUUGUGAAGAACUGCGAGCCAAGGCAACUUUUCACUGUCUCCGCGGUGCUGAAAACAAGAGCGGAGGAGACCCUGUUUGUGUGUGUUGGUGUUUACAAGUGGUUCAGGAUAGGUAAAAAGAAGAUGUCGGGUCGCCGUGUCGCUGCAGCGUGUGACAGACGACAGCUGCCCCGGGGCAUGGCGAGCAUGGCAGCCCCGCUGCUCGACCCGCGCCCGCUCCGGCUGCCCUUUCUCGAGGCUGACAGCCGCCUCCCAUCGAUGUGCGGGCGCUCGAUGCAGCAGCCUUCGCGGAGGAGCGUCCUGCGGGCCCGGCCGCCCCCGCCGCUGCCGCCGCCGCCGCUCGAUGCGCUCCGCGCUCCCGCCGCCAUCUUAGGGGCAGAGCGCGGGCGGCAGAAGGAAGGCUCGGCCCCCCCAAGGCAGUCCCUGCUCACAAUGUAUAGGACAAAAGUCAGUUUGAAAGACCGUCAGCAACUUUACAAACUGAUAAUUAGUCAGCUGCUCUAUGAUGGAUACAUCAACAUUGCCAAUGGCUUGAUAAAUGAGAUCAAACCACAGUCUGUCUGUGCACCCUCUGAACAACUGCUGCACCUAAUUAAGUUAGGCAUGGAGAACGAUGACAGUGCCGUGCAGUACGCCAUCGGCCGCUCCGACACCGUGGCACCGGGCACCGGCAUCGACCUGGAGUUCGACGCCGACGUGCAGACCAUGUCCCCCGAGGCGUCCGAGUACGAGACCUGCUACGUGACGUCCCACAAGGGGCCCUGCCGCGUGGCCACCUACAGCAGGGACGGGCAGCUGAUCGCCACGGGCUCGGCCGACGCCUCCAUCAAAAUCCUGGACACCGAGAGGAUGCUGGCCAAGAGCGCCAUGCCCAUCGAGGUCAUGAUGAACGAGACAGCACAGCAGAACAUGGAGAACCACCCUGUGAUCCGCACUCUGUACGAUCACGUGGAUGAGGUGACGUGUCUAGCUUUCCACCCAACAGAACAGAUCCUGGCUUCUGGCUCAAGGGACUACACUCUGAAAUUGUUUGAUUAUUCUAAACCUUCUGCCAAAAGAGCCUUCAAAUACAUCCAGGAAGCAGAGAUGCUGCGCUCCAUUUCCUUCCACCCCUCUGGGGAUUUCAUCCUGGUGGGCACCCAGCACCCAACCCUGCGUCUGUACGACAUCAACACCUUCCAGUGCUUCGUGUCCUGCAACCCCCAGGACCAGCACACGGACGCCAUCUGCUCCGUCAACUACAACGCCAGCGCCAACAUGUACGUGACAGGCAGCAAGGACGGCUGCAUCAAACUCUGGGAUGGGGUCUCCAACCGCUGCAUCACCACCUUCGAGAAGGCGCACGACGGAGCUGAAGUCUGCUCUGCUAUUUUUUCUAAAAAUUCCAAGUAUAUCUUGUCCAGUGGGAAAGACUCUGUGGCUAAGCUCUGGGAGAUAUCCACUGGCCGGACGCUGGUGAAGUACACAGGUGCCGGUCUGAGCGGCCGCCAGGUGCACAGGACUCAGGCCGUGUUCAACCACACCGAGGACUACGUGCUGCUGCCCGACGAGAGGACCAUCAGCCUGUGCUGCUGGGACUCGCGCACCGCCGAGCGCAGGAACCUGCUCAGCCUGGGCCACAACAGCAUCGUGCGCUGCAUCGUGCACUCGCCCACCAACCCCGGCUUCAUGACCUGCAGCGACGACUACAGAGCGCGCUUCUGGUACCGCAGAUCCACCACGGACUGAGGGGCUGCCCCCAGGGCUGCCCCUGCUUCUGGUACCGCAGAUCCACCACGGACUGAGGGGCUGCCCCUGGGGCUGCCCCCGCUUCUGGUACCGCAGAUCCACCACGGACUGAGGGGCUGCCCCCAGGGCUGCCCCCGCUUCUGGUACCGCAGAUCCACCACGGACUGAGGGGCUGCCCCCGGGGCUGCCUCUGGUUCUGGUACCGCAGAUCCACCACGGACUGAGGGGCUGCCCCCAGGGCUGCCUCUGGUUCUGGUACCGCAGAUCCACCACGGACUGAGGGGCUGCCCCCAGGGCUGCCCCUGGUUCUGGUACCGCAGAUCCACCACGGACUGAGGGCACUGCCCGCUGCCCACGCCUGGUUCUGCCACACGGGGCAGCAAAACCACAAACGCUGACACUCUGCACCCCACACUAAUGUUUUUAUUAGUGUGUGGUUGAAUUUUUUGUAAGUCAUCUCUGAUUACCGAAGGGAGGGCGUGGAGAAUCAAGCUGGUUGCCCUCCCUGCCUGAAUCACACACGGGAUGAGGGGACUGUGUCCUGCUCAGAGCCAGUGUCCAGCUGUGUCCAGCUCCAGAAGGAGCCAGUUCUGCCCUGGGCUGUGUCUGUGCAAUCCCACUGACCUCUGGUAGAGAGCAGAUCACACAGAGAGCAGCAGAACUUGGUGUAGAUACUUCUAUGAAGCCUUAAGCUGCCUUCAGCCACAAUCCAUCAUUUGUAAAGCUCUGGUUUGUAUCUUUCAGUCUGGGAUUUUGGUGAAUUCUUUGUGUUUUUUGUUUAUUGGCCAAGUAGGCCUUCAGUUCUGAGUUGUGCCAUGAGAAUUCAAACUGGAUUUUAAAUUGUUUAGACGAAUUCAAGAAAUGGUCUUCUAGUUCUGGUGUUGAAACCUACAUUUCAUCUCACCCUCUUUUGAAUUUAUCUUCACAAGUGGGACCUCAAAAUGAAUUCCUAACAGUUUUAAGGAAUAUCCACAUUGCAACUAAAAUGUCCCAGUGCUGCUGCAGGUGAGAAUGAGAAUAAUUUUGCCUUACAGACCUUUAGUAUCCUC
Prinia subflava (tawny-flanked prinia) is the source of this 3288-nucleotide messenger RNA. It is a transcript of the gene CSTF1, whose product is annotated as cleavage stimulation factor subunit 1. Gene Ontology annotation, biological process: mRNA 3'-end processing. Gene Ontology annotation, molecular function: RNA binding; protein binding. Bases 635 to 2239 code for a protein of 534 amino acids. Gene Ontology annotation, cellular component: mRNA cleavage stimulating factor complex. The record is from RefSeq and is a predicted model, not a curated record. The transcript has 7 exons. NCBI's taxonomy places the organism in Eukaryota, Metazoa, Chordata, Aves, Passeriformes, Cisticolidae.